Drosophila innubila is the source of this 1074-nucleotide messenger RNA. RefSeq names its product cathepsin L1-like. The record is from RefSeq and is a predicted model, not a curated record. Lineage: Eukaryota; Metazoa; Arthropoda; Insecta; Diptera; Drosophilidae. The transcript has a single exon. Gene Ontology annotation, cellular component: lysosome. Bases 33 to 1022 code for a protein of 329 amino acids. Gene Ontology annotation, molecular function: cysteine-type endopeptidase activity.
AAGUUCCUCAGAGAACACCAACUUAUUUCAAAAUGAAAUUAGCUAUCGCUGUAUUAUUUCUCGUGGGAUUUGCCCAGGCACAUAUCAACUAUCAGGAUGUCCUAGAAAAGGAGUUCGACUCAUUUAAGCAGCUGUACAACAAAAUCUAUAAGGAUGUCAAAGAGCACGAACAGCGUAAGCAGAUCUUUAAGGACAACAAGGAGCUAAUCAAUAAACACAACAAAGGACAUGCCGCCGGAGAAAAGAGUUACAAGAUGGGCGUAAAUCAAUUUACGGAUUUGCAUUCAAAUGAAUUCAAAGAACUCAUGCUCUCUACUUUCAAUCCGAAUGACUUAAUAAAUGGAAUCGGUUAUAUUCACACAUCUUCUGCAAGUGUUAAGAAUCCGGAGAGUAUAGAUUGGCGUGAUAGUGGCGCUGUUACCGGAGUGAAGGAUCAGGGUCCCUGUGGCUCAUGUUGGGCUUUUUCCGCCGUUGGAUCCCUGGAGGGACAACAUUUCAUAAAAAACCAACAGCUAGUAUCCUUAUCCGAACAGAAUCUGGUGGACUGCUCCAAGAAGGAUGGCGGUUGCCAAGGUGGUUGGCCAGCUAACGCUCUUCAAUACAUUAAGGAUAAUGGUGGAGUGGAUACCGAGGACUCGUAUCCCUAUGAAGCUAAGGACGGAGACUGCAGGUUCAAUGGAGAGCACAUUGGUGCCACGGUCUCUGAUAUUGCAGGUGUGGCCAGCGGUGAUGAGUCGGCAUUGGCAACGGCCGUAGCCGAGAAGGGUCCCAUAUCGGUGGCCAUCGAUGCAUCCUUGUUUCAGCAUUACCAGGGCGGAGUAUUCGAUGAGCCAUCGUGUCAAGGAGGCGUUAACCAUGGUGUUGUCGUUGUUGGAUAUGGCCACGAUGACCAAGGCGGCGACUAUUGGCAGGUUAAGAACUCUUGGGGACAAUCUUGGGGUGAAAAUGGUUAUAUUCGCAUGGCUCGCAACAAGAAUAAUCAAUGCAAAAUUGCAAGCUUUGGAGUUUUUCCCGUGGUUUGAAGCAUUUUUCAAUUAACAUAUUAACAUACAUAUAUAAAAUAAUAUAAAUAUA